AUGCCUUUAAGUGAUGAUGUUAAUUUAAAUUUGAUUGCCAAGCAGACAGAAUUAAAUACAGGUGCAGAUUUAAAGAACUUGUGUAGAGAAUCAACGGUUAUAUCAUUACGUGAAAUGGGAACAGCGUCAAGUGUGGUAAAUAAUUAA
This is a messenger RNA of Dentiscutata heterogama, 147 nucleotides long. The record is from the annotation of a GenBank genome assembly. NCBI's taxonomy places the organism in Eukaryota, Fungi, Glomeromycota, Glomeromycetes, Diversisporales, Gigasporaceae.